AUGGCCUCAAUCGUCCGCCGGGUCACAGUGCUGCUGGAGGCGGCGGAACAGGCUGUCACGGUAGCCGAGGGCGUUUCUCCACCCUUCCGGAUGCCGCCGAGCCGAGAGGAUCUCGAAUAUCUCCAGAAAUUAAUCGGUUCCAUCCGCCUGGGACGAGCACUAACCCCGACGUACAACUUGGUACUGUUAGGUCUGCUGCUGAUCUUGACUGCCCGGCACUGGAGGGAGCAGCGUCGGGACCAGAGGCGAUGGAGGGCCAGGUGCAUAACACCAGCUGGAGAGGCCAAGUCGCCAGCGGUCUCAAGCAAAGUAUAUGAGGCACGGAAUCGUCAAGACACCCAGUUGGGAUCAAAUUCAGACAGCGAGAAUGAAUCCCAGGCGACGUCAUCCUCGUCGAGCAGCACGCUACAAGGACUUGCCACGCCUCCCCAUGCGGCCAAGGACGCCGAGUCUGCCUACGUCGAUCUCGAGAGAUUGCCUCUCUUGGGCCACAGAGCAUCAAUAAACAGGAAUGCUAUUUCACCAGGUGUCUUGGAAAGGUCCAAGAGAGCCUGCGCGGGCUGGCUGGCUCGCCAACCCCAGCCCAUCCCAGUCAUCCGCAGAACGCUCCCCUCCAAUGCAACGACUCUGUUCGUUCUCGGAUGGUUCGGCGUCAACGUAUUCUACCAGAUGUACGGAGUGCCCAUGGGAGGCAAGUACCUCUUUGACGUCGCCGACCGAGCAAGUCUCAUCUUCAUGGCAAACCUGCCGCUGCUCUACAUCCUGGCAGCCAAGAACCAGCCGAUCAAGCUGUUGACGGGUCGAUCAUACGAAUCAUUGAACAUCUUCCACCGACGAGUCGGCGAGCUCAUGUGCUUCGAAGCCCUCGUCCACGUCGCCGGCUUGUUCACAUGGCGGUGCGCAUACGCACCGGAGUGGCUGAUGGAGGGCUCGCUGGACGAGUUCCUCCUGCACCGCAUCGUCGUCGUGGGGCUCGGCGCCUUCUUUGCCUACGAGCUCCUGUACCUGACAUCGCUCGGAAGUUUCCGGCAGCGCUGGUACGAGCUGUUCCUCGCCUCGCAUGUCUCUCUCCAGAUCAUAGCUCUGGUGUUCGCAUGGCUCCAUCACCACACUGCUCGACCUUACGUCGGUAUCGCCCUGGCCAUCUUCGUCAUCGAUAGGGUUAUCUGGCGCUUCCGGCUCAAGACCGUGCGCAUGACUGCCGAUCUCGACAUCCUCGAGGACGGAGAGACGCUUAUGCUGUCGGCAGACUGGGACCUCCCCGUCAUUGAUCCUGAGAAGAAGGACGGGAGCAAGUCCCGGACCAUCAUCAGCGGCUGGCGACCGACCGACCACAUCUUCUUGACGGUGCCUGCCCUCGGCCGGACACAUUCACUCCAGGCACACCCCUUCACCAUCGCCUCGGCAGCCCCGCCCAUCGCCGCCUGGACCGGAUGCGGGACUGGUGCUGCGCAGCCCUCGCACGCGUGGCUCAACCUCCUCGUCCGCGCACAGGCAGGCUUCACGGCAGACCUGCUCGCCCACGCACGGCUGCACCGGCGGAUAGAAGUCCGGCUCGACGGGCCGUACGGGUCCCGGCACGCGCUCGACCUGGCGCGGGCCAGCGACACGGUCAUCUUCGUGGCCGGCGGGUCCGGCAUCGCCGUCGUCUUCCCGCUGGCCGCCGCGCUCCUUCUGCAGGACGCGCCCCGGGUUGCCGCGGGGAAGAAGGGGCAGAAGGUGUACCUGCUGUGGGUGACGCACUCGCGGGCGCACCGCCGGUGGCUGCCCGAGGAGCGCCUGGACGAGCUGGCCGACGCGGGCCUGCGGCUGGUGAUCCCGGAGCCGACUGCCGAGGCUGGGCGUCCGGAUAUCAGGGGCCUGGUGGACGGGUGGAUAGCGGACGGGGCUGGCCGCGACGACGAGGUCGGCGUUGUGGUGUCGGGUCCGGACGGCAUGAACAGGACGGUGCGGAACACUUGUGCGGCGGCACUCGGCCGGGGGGCGAACCUGAGGGUCGCGGUCGAGAAGUUUGGAUGGUGA
Thyridium curvatum is the source of this 2022-nucleotide messenger RNA. RefSeq lists its product as uncharacterized. Gene Ontology annotation, molecular function: ferric-chelate reductase activity. The record is from RefSeq and is a predicted model, not a curated record. NCBI's taxonomy places the organism in Eukaryota, Fungi, Ascomycota, Sordariomycetes, Thyridiales, Thyridiaceae. Gene Ontology annotation, biological process: intracellular iron ion homeostasis; iron ion transport; copper ion import. The coding region runs from base 1 to 2022 and encodes 673 amino acids. The transcript has a single exon. Gene Ontology annotation, cellular component: plasma membrane.